Messenger RNA from Hippocampus zosterae (dwarf seahorse), 2086 nucleotides. RefSeq lists its product as uncharacterized. The transcript is spliced from 2 exons. The coding region runs from base 1215 to 1961 and encodes 248 amino acids. The record is from RefSeq and is a predicted model, not a curated record. NCBI's taxonomy places the organism in Eukaryota, Metazoa, Chordata, Actinopteri, Syngnathiformes, Syngnathidae.
AUGGCUAACCGAAGGGCGAACGAUCCUGAUCAUGAAGGAUCCCUCGAAGGGUGCAGCCCCAUCCAACUAUCGGCCAAUAACCUGUCUCUCCACAACAUGGAAGCUCAUGUCAGGAAUCAUUGCGGCUAAGAUAAGUGGACACAUGGAUCAAUACAUGAGCGAAGCACAGAAGGGCAUUGGUAGAGAUACCAGAGGAGCCAAACAUCAGCUCCUGGUUGACAGAACAGUCGCACAAGACUGCAGGUCCCGACGUACCAACCUGUGCACAGCCUGGAUUGAUUACAAGAAAGCCUAUGACUCGAUGCCACAUACAUGGAUCACUGAAUGCUUGGAGUUGUAUAAGGUGAACAGGACCCUAAGAGCCUUUGUUGCGAACUCGAUGAGGAUGUGGAAAACCACACUUGAAGCCAAUGGCGCAAGCCACUUACCCAAGUGUCCAUCAAAUGUGGCAUAUACCAAGGUGAUGCACUCUCCCCACUGCUGUUCUGCAUAGGACUGAACCCCCUAAGCCAAGUAAUCACCAAGACAGGCUAUGGAUACCGCCUCAGAAAUGGAGCUACAAUCAGUCACCUCCUCUACAUGGAUGACAUAAAGCUGUAUGCUAAGAGCGAAAGGGACAUAGAUUACCUGAUCCACACAACCAGGAUCUACAGCAGCGACAUCGGGAUGUCAUUCGGGCUUGAGAAAUGUAGUCGGAUGGUGACUAAGAGAGGAAAGGUAGUCCGCACUGAAGGGGUCUCACUCCCUGAAGGAACAAUAGCACACAUUGAGGACAGCUACAAGUACCUUGGUAUACCACAAGCCAUGGCAACCUCGAACUGGCAACAAGGAAAGCGGCUACGGCCAAAUACCUCCAGCGAGUGAGGCAAGUCCUAAGAAAGCCAGCUCAAUGGCAAGAAUAAGACCCGGGCAAUAAACAGCUAUGCCCUGCCAGUGAUCAGAUACCCUGCAGGAAUAAUAAGGUGGCCAAAGGAAGAGUUUCAGACCACGGACGUUAAGACCCGAAAGCUCCUAACCAUGCAUGGAGGGUUCCAUCCCAAAGGGGACUAGUGAGUGUGAGAGCCACUGUCCAGGAUGAAACAUCCAAGCUGCAUGAAUACAUCAAGGAGAAGGCUCCAACGGAUGACGUACUCAGAGAAUGUCUCAGACAAUGGGGAACAGAAGAUGAGGCGCUGGAAGAGGGACCAUCAUGGGAGGACAACCCCCUACACGGGAUGUACCACCGGACCAUAACUGAAGUGGCUGAUCUCAAGAAGUCCUAUCAGUGGCUAGAGAGGGCUGGCCUGAAGGACAGCACAGAGGCACUCAUCCUGGCUGCUCAGGAGCAGGCCUUGAGCAGCAGAGCCAUCGAGGCCCAGAUAUACCACACCAGACAAGACCCAAGGUGUAGGUUGUGCAAAGAGGCACCUGAGACGAUCCAACACAUAACUGCAGGGUGUAAGAUGUUGGCAGGGAAAGCCUACAUGGAACGCCAUAACCAGGUGGCUGGCAUAGUCUACCGAAACAUCUGUGCGGAGUAUGGACUGGAAACCCCAAGGUCAAAAUGGGAAACACCUCCGAAGGUGGUGGAGAAUGACAGCGCGAAGAUCCUGUGGGACUUCCAGAUCCAGACUGACAAGAUGGUAAUGGCGAACCAACCAGAUAUCGUGAUCAUAGAUAAAGGGCAGAGGAGAGCCGUUGUAGUGGAUGUAGUAGUCCCAAGAGAUGGAAACAUCAGGAAGAAGGAACAUGAGAAACUCGAGAAAUACCAAGGGCUCAGAGAGGAGCUGGAGAGAGCCUGGAAGGUAAAGGUGACAGUCGUGCUUGUGGUGGUCGGAGCACUCGGGGCAGUGACCCCCAAACUAGAUGAGUGGUUGCAACAGAUCCCGGGAACAACAUCGGACAUCUCAGUCCAGAAAUGUGCAGUGCUGGGAACAGCAAGGAUACUGCGCAGAACCCUCAAGCUUCCUGGCCUCUGGUAGAGGGCCCGAGCUGAAUGAGGGACGGACACCACUCGAGGGGUGAGAUGAGGAUUUUAUUUAUAUAUAUAUAUAUGUAUAUAUACACACACACAGUAUAAUGGCUGGUCACCAAAAUGUAAAAUGUU